This is a messenger RNA of Cladophialophora carrionii CBS 160.54, 2151 nucleotides long. RefSeq lists its product as uncharacterized. Bases 1 to 2151 code for a protein of 716 amino acids. Lineage: Eukaryota; Fungi; Ascomycota; Eurotiomycetes; Chaetothyriales; Herpotrichiellaceae. The record is from RefSeq and is a predicted model, not a curated record. The transcript has 2 exons.
AUGGUGUCGAACACCCAUACCCGCUCCAGGAGCAAGGGAUCAUUUUCGAUUUUCUCCUUGGACACAAUACGGUCUUUUAGUCGUGCUGGCUCACGACAGGCUUCAAGGAUUCCGUCCAAGGACGAAUUGCGGGCGGGUGCUGAGUCUAGUCUCUCGCAUCGAUGUGACCCGAACAAUCAGCCACCUCCCACACCUGAACCAAGAUCCGUCAACCAUGGCGGGGAAGCAUCUGUCGAGUCCAACUCACCAGGAAGAGUGAAGAUCCAGCAGACACCCACGGCUCCUAGGGAACCGCAAAGAUUCAACAGCAUACGUCGACGAGCCCAUCGGCUGCGUCCCAAGUCAUGGCUGCCCUUCGCACGCCCGGUAGAACUAACCCCUUAUCCCCGCAGCAUUUCAACUCAGCUUCCCAAGACUGCCAGUACAUCGACCGUUGCUCGCAGUGUCAUCUCAGCUCCAAUACUGACCAGCACCACCAAUGUCUCCGUGGCUCGUGCCGAAGGGGUCCAUUGCGGAGAGAUAUCAGAUGCUGCUUUCUCUCAGUCUACAUGGAACUCACAGGUGGGCUGGAUCGCAACAGCCUGUCAAGAUUCUGGAGACGGACAUCAAGGUCCACCACCUGGGACUCCUGCCCUCUCACCACUCGUGGAGGAUAAAGUCCACCGGCUUGCUGAUGGGACUGCGUUGAAAAGAGGACGGAUCUUGCGUCUCAGAAAUGUCAUCAGGAACAAGAUCGUGACUGGACCCCAACGUACUCAGGCGGCAACCUCAAACACGCAGCAGAUGGAGAAACAAGGUGGACAGACGAGGGUGGCUGACCAGCCAGCACUGAUGCGAGGUUUAUCGAGUCGUCGUGCGGAAACGAUAAAUCUCUACAAAGGGAAGAUCAAAGGACUUACAGGCAAUGCCCACAUUCGACGCAGGUCUCUGAAUACGACCAAGAGUAUAGCAGAAUCCAAAGUUGCCCAAGACCCGCCUCUGCUGGGCGACAUCAUAGACGUCCCCACGACAGAUUGUGCUGCCGAACAUAGCGACAACGAUUCACCUUUUGGCUCUCUUACCAAAUCCUUUGCUAGCGCGGUCGACAAACUCGACUUCUACUCCACGCUUCCACGCAACAUGUCCUUCCUUCGUUCAAGGUCAUCUCUCUUCAGCCUAAAGAAGGGAGACAAAGCCCUCGGUAGUCCGAAGGAUGCAGGGCAACCUUUCCCACCCAUCUCGCCAUCAAAACCUGCACCUCCGGUCAGCCAACUGAUAGCUGCGUCGUCUCGGGGAAAAGUGUCCACAUUCUCGACUCUGGGAAGCAAUGCAAGGCGUCGCCCACCAGUACCACAGCGGGGUGUACCGUCAGUUGCGAAUACAUCGAGUGGCAACCCCAAGCAUAGCGCACUUGCUGCUGGCCGGUCUGUCUUGUCUCCGAUAGUAUUCUCGAAUGAGAAGAAUGGCUAUGUAGCCUCUGCACCUGAACUCGAGGAUUCUCAAGGUGUCAACCCCUUGAGGAUGCAUCCACCGGGUACCAUGGCUGUUCCGCUGGCUGUUGCAAAUCGAACGGUCCCGAUCAUGCCGGCAGACAGCAGUACUCCUCAAGCUGGUGCGCGGCCGCAGGCAGCGACUCCGGCAGCAGAGAUUGACACCGACUCCGACUCUAUCUCACUUGAGGAUGCUCCAAUAUACUCGCCUUCACUCGGCGAUCUCAGCCAGUACGCUCGUGAUACACCUCGAUCAGCCAAAGUUGCCCUCUCUGAAACCGGCAAAGCUCAGGUUGCAGCCCCAACACCAACCCGAAGUCCCAUCAAGAACCGCAGCUCAGCCAAAGGACACUCCGGGUUGUUGAAGAAAAGUAGGAGUGGUGUCAGUUUAUUCUCGAGAUCCAAACCUGACAACAACUCGACGGUCACAGGCGGACCCUUGCACCAACGGGACGCGAAUCAAAAACUGACCAAUAUUGCAGGAAACGUGGUUAAGAAGAGCAGGAGUUUGCACUUUGGAGGACUUUUCAGGAAGGAUGAGCAUACCGAUUUGCAGCCGUCAGCGGUCCCAGCUUCUCCGUUCCAGCCGACAACGCCUUCCCCACUGAGAAAAGUGAUGCGGUAUGGUAGUCAGUCGACGGGAGGUGGCAGCUCUCCUACGGCAUUGUCGGCGAGGAAGUAA